AUGACUCUGCCUGAAGCGGGUGUGGUGGGCGGCGGCACAGCCGUUGCCGCCGUUGGCCGUUCGACCGGCAGCACCCCCACGCCAGGCACGGCGGCAGGGCUCAAGCCCCCACCUCCCUUGUUGCCCUUUGGCCCCACUCUGCACUACUCAGGUUGCGGAUGCCCCUACAACUGGGCCCCCGGAUGCCGCCUGUGCGACUGGGGCGACAGCUGGCUGCAGCAGGCGCACAACAGCCUGGGGCCGCGCAAGGGGGAGGCGGCUCGGCUGGCGCCCAUCCGCAAGCUCAAAGUCGCCUACUGCAUACCCCACGCCAACGUCACAGGAGGCCUCAAGAUGCUGCUGGAGCAGGCAAGGGCCGCCGCUGCCAUGCGGCUGCUGCGGGAGCGGGGCCACACUGUGGUGGCACUCACCCGCUCGGAGCUGGCAGACACGGCGGUGCCGCCCUGGAGCGAUGUGGACGCCGACGUGGUGUGCCGGCUGGGGCAGCGCUUCCGUGAUGUGUAUGACGUGGACUCCUGCGACGUCGUGGUCACAGGCAUCUUCCACCAGGUGCCCGAGUGGCUGACCAGCACCACCGCCCCUGUGCUGUACUACGAGCAGGGCCACGAGUGGCUGUUUGGCGACCCGGUGCGCUUCCGCGAGGCGGGCAGCUGCCGCGCCCAGGACACCCUCUUCCACCAGGCCAUGCACCUGCCCGUGGCGCUGGCCGCGGUGUCGGAGGCGGUGCAGAGCAUCAUCUGCAAGGAGUUUGGGCGGGCCUGCAUGCUGGUGCACAACGGAGUGGACUGCGCCCGCUUUGAGCCGGGCCCACCUGCCGCCGACAUCCUGGCUGCCCCCACCAAAGUGCUGACCUCCCCUGCCUACCAGCCCCCGGCCCCGGGCGAGCGGCGGCCCUCGGUGCUGCUGGUGGGAAACCCCGGGCUGGCGCUGAAGGGGUUUGACUGCGCCAUUGCCACCCUGGGCCUCGUCAACCGCAGCAGGCUUGUUGAGGUGCACUGGGUGUGCCAGCAGGAGCCAUCCAGCCAGCUGCAGGCCCUCGCCGACACCUGCAGCCUGCGCAUCAGCCUGCACAUCAACCCGCCGCAGGACCGCCUGCCACAGCUGUACCGCGGCCACGACUGCCUCCUCUUCACCAGCCAGUAUGAAGCCUGGGGCAUGCCGGUGCUGGAGGCCAUGGCUUCAGGGCUGCCGGUGGUUGCCACCGAGACUGCGGGGGUGGGGUCCUUUGCCACCCACAACCUCAACUGCCUGACGGCGCCGGUCGGGGAUGCCGCUGAGCUGGCGCAGCGCGUGCUCAGCGUGCUGGAGGAUGCCCCGCUGGCGGCGCGCCUUGCGGAAGCGGCACGGCGCACCGCGCAGGCCUUCACCCCUGCCCGCGUGGUGGGGCAGCUGGAGCGGGUGCUGUACAGCAUGACGGCAUGCCGGCAGGAGCUGAUGGCGCUGCGCCUGCAGGCGCUGCCCGACUCGCAGCAGGCGGCGGCCUCCGCGGUCAAGGCCUGCGCCGGCGUGGCCGCCACGCAGCAGGCGCAGAAGCGGGCGCGCCACCGAGAGGACGAGGGCGGGCAGCAGCAGCAGCAGCAUGCAGGGCACGCCCUAGGCGCGCUGCGACGGCGCUCGCAUGUGAUGGACAUGUGGCAGCCGCAGCAGUCGGCGCAAAGGGAGGGCGUGCCUGAGGAGCAGCAGCAGCGUCAGCAGCAGCAGCAGCAGCAGCAGCACCACCACCACCAAGCACAGAAGCAGGAACAGGAGCAGCGCCCGCCAGCAAGCGGCAGCUUGGAAGUGCAGCAGCGCCCGGCGCCUUCCGACUCGCAAGCGGGGCGGGACCAGCAGGCCUCGCAGCUGUCGCAGCAGCCUCCGCUUGAGCCGAGGCCCUCGCUCAGCGGGGAGCAGCAGGCAUCGCAGCCGUCACAGGGGGAGCCUGCUGAUCAGCAGAAGGCCUCGCUCAGCGGGGGGCUGCCGGCGUAUCAUGUGGCAUCGCAGGCGGAUGAGGUGACCAGCUGCGAGGUGGUCCGUGUGGAGGUGGGCAGCUGCGAGGGGGCAGCCGCCCAGCAGCCCGGACGCUGCGUCUUGCCUGCUGGAGCCAUUUUGCUGGCAGUGGAUGUCGGGCAUCCCUUGGCCGCCGCCCAUCACCACGCCAUCAACAGAGCCAGCGAGUUUUGCCAGGCCCCCGGUGCGCGCGAGCGCAGCCUGGCCACUUCCUCUGGCUGA
Messenger RNA from Chlorella variabilis, 2208 nucleotides. RefSeq lists its product as hypothetical. Gene Ontology annotation, molecular function: glycosyltransferase activity. Lineage: Eukaryota; Viridiplantae; Chlorophyta; Trebouxiophyceae; Chlorellales; Chlorellaceae. The coding region runs from base 1 to 2208 and encodes 735 amino acids. The transcript has 9 exons. The record is from RefSeq and is a predicted model, not a curated record.